AGAAGGAUACCGAAGUCUUUUGCUUACUACCUCAGCUACCAAACGAUCAAUCAACCAAUCACUGACAAUGGUGCACUGGACCGAUGAAGAGCGUCAGGCCAUCUCUUCAACCUGGGCCGAGAUCAACGUGGAGGAGGUUGGACACCAGGCCCUGGCCAGGGUGCUGGUUGUGUACCCCUGGACACAGAGGUACUUCAGCACAUUCGGCAACGUCUCCAAUGCCACCGCCAUUGCUGGUAACCCCAAGGUCCGUGCUCACGGCAAGAGGGUGCUGGAUGCUCUCGGUGACGCUAUCACUCACUUGGACAACGUGAAAGCAACUUACGCCAAGCUGAGCCAGCUCCACUCUGAGAAGCUCCAUGUCGACCCCGAGAACUUCAGGCUCCUGGGCGAAACGCUAAUCAUCAGCCUGGCUGCCCAGUUUGGCGCUGCCUUCACCCCUGACAUCCAAGCUGCCUGGCAGAAGCUGCUGGCUGUUGUCACUGCCGCCCUCAGCAAACAGUACUACUGAGCGCCCUCUACCGGAGGAACCCUGUUCAAGCUAACCUGCGACAUUACUGGAAAUCUUGCCCGACAGCGCCGACUAGUGUUUUCCUUUCAUUAUUACAGUAUCAUUGUUUCUGUCAGUUACUAGCCUUUUAAAAAUUUAAAUCGACCAAUAAUGACUUGUAAAUAACAUAUUAUUAGAGUGUCUUGGUGUUGUCAGAUAAUAUUUUAAGUGCUGCGUUGGUGCUUCAAUAAAAUAAAAACAGUUAUUAUUCAUCAA
Acipenser ruthenus (sterlet) is the source of this 766-nucleotide messenger RNA. RefSeq names its product hemoglobin subunit beta-like. The coding region runs from base 68 to 511 and encodes 147 amino acids. The record is from RefSeq and is a predicted model, not a curated record. Gene Ontology annotation, cellular component: haptoglobin-hemoglobin complex; hemoglobin complex; blood microparticle. The transcript has 3 exons. Gene Ontology annotation, biological process: hydrogen peroxide catabolic process; oxygen transport. Gene Ontology annotation, molecular function: organic acid binding; haptoglobin binding; heme binding. Lineage: Eukaryota; Metazoa; Chordata; Actinopteri; Acipenseriformes; Acipenseridae.